This is a messenger RNA of Phragmites australis (common reed), 846 nucleotides long. RefSeq lists its product as uncharacterized. The coding region runs from base 114 to 467 and encodes 117 amino acids. NCBI's taxonomy places the organism in Eukaryota, Viridiplantae, Streptophyta, Magnoliopsida, Poales, Poaceae. The transcript is spliced from 4 exons. The record is from RefSeq and is a predicted model, not a curated record.
AUUAUGCGAGGGCGCUUUCCAAUAAUCCAGUUCCUUACGUUGGAAGCCGCCUCCCCCAACCGAGACACCUCCACUGGCAUCGCCGCCGAGCUGCGGCGACCCCCUCCCAUCCCAUGGGCUGCGUGGGAUCCACCCCGGCCACGAAGGACGCCGGAGCCGAUGUUACUAAGAAAAUCAGGAAGCCCAAGCCCUGGAAGCACCCCCAACCGAUAACAGUAGCCCAGCUCAAGCAGAUGCGUGAUGAGUUUUGGGACACGGCUCCUCACUAUGGUGGUCGGAAAGAAAUUUGGGAUGCGCUUCGAGCUGCAUCAGAAUCUGAAGUAUCUCUUGCGCAAGCUAUUGUGGAAAGUGCAGGCAUAAUUGUUUCUAAUGUUGAUCUGACUCUUUGCUAUGAUGAAAUGGGUGCUAAGUAUGAACUGCCCAAGUAUGUUUUGAGUGAACCAACCAACCUGAUCCGAGACAGCUGAAGGGCAGCCAGCCAGCUGUAGAAAGACCUACUGAUGUAACAAACUGUAAAUGACUUAAGAUGCUGAAUCAGUCCCCUACUUGAGUGCCCUGGUAAUUGGAGCACGCUUGAUGUAAAAGAUCUCAAGCAUGCUUCGGUAACUUUCAGCUUACAGCUUUUCUAUUAUUAGAAGCACACAGUGUUCUUUUCCACUUCUUUCAGUGUUUAGAUAAACUUUUUGUAGCCUUCCCUCUAUUUAUCCUACUGUAAACAUGAGUCUGCUUAGAAAUCUUUGGAGUGAGUUAGAAUGCUGCUUAUAUCGUUCCAUGUGAUAUAACUAUACAAGUAUGGUAUACAUUUCAGAAGAAUGUCACAUCUCAUUCAGUGAAUUCUGUUGCCAA